This is a messenger RNA of Aplysia californica (California sea hare), 8629 nucleotides long. RefSeq names its product exportin-4. The record is from RefSeq and is a predicted model, not a curated record. The coding region runs from base 55 to 3456 and encodes 1133 amino acids. Gene Ontology annotation, molecular function: small GTPase binding; nuclear export signal receptor activity. Gene Ontology annotation, cellular component: cytoplasm; nuclear pore. The transcript has 25 exons. Lineage: Eukaryota; Metazoa; Mollusca; Gastropoda; Aplysiida; Aplysiidae. Gene Ontology annotation, biological process: protein export from nucleus.
GAUUUUUACAACAAACUUGUAGAAAUCCUGGUAAAGUAAUUCGUAAGCGACAAGAUGGCGGAACACAGUGUCAUGACAGAACUGGAAAGAGCGUCUCAAGUGUUCAUGGCCCCACCUGAUGUGGUGACCCGAGAACAGAGACAAGGAGCUCAGGACCUGAUUUUGAAUUUCCGCAAAACUCGCAUGCCAUACAGUCUUUGUCAAUACAUUCUCGAAAACAGCAGAAAUGACUACACUCUAUUCCAAGCUGCGUCGACAAUUAAAGAAGCUAUCAUUCGGGACUGGUCCCUGAUGGAGCCGGAUGCUAUUGAGUCACUUCGCUCCUUUCUACUCCGAUACAUCACAAAUCACAUCACUCUGCAGAGUUAUGUUAGAGAGCAGAUCCUUCAGACAGUGGCAGUGAUAUUAAAAAGAGCAACGCUGGACAAGAAAGGGAAAAGCUGUGACGGUUUGUUUGAGGAUGUCACAGCUCUGAUCAGCAGUGGGAACAUAACCAUGCAAUUGGUAGCCUGUUCUAUGUUGACCUCCCUGCUGAAUGAGUACUCUUACACAAACCGCACCAGCUGUGUGGGCCUCACCUGGGAGUUUCACAUCAAGUGUAAACGGGCUUUUGAGCAAUCAGACCUGAAGAGGGUGUUCAUGUUCUCCCUGCAAGUUCUCAACGAGAUCGAGGCUCAGCCGGACCCCCUGAGCCGCGAGGCCACAGCCUUCCUGAACAGAAUCUUGUCCAUAGCCGAGCAAGUGCUGAGCUGGGAGUUCACACCUCGUACAGUGAGGAUGCAUAACAGUGCCUUUAAUUCCAACCCAAACUCCUCCCUGAAACCCCCCGAGAGCUGGAGAGAUGUGAUGCUGGAAAAGUCCACCCUUUCUUUGUUCUUUAGGAUCCAUCAGAAGGCCAGGUUCAACAGCGACAUGGCCCACCACUCCAUGCAGUGCCUUAUACAGCUCGCUUCUCUCAACGGCAUCAUCUUCACCAAGGAAACACAGCCUCAGUAUUUAGCGCAGUUCUGUGAGGGUCUGCUACACAUGUUGUCCAAUAUUGAGCUUCAAGAGUACGAGAACUUCGGCACGGCGUGUAUCUUCAAGCACCUGGUGCUCAUGUUCCCUGUUCAGCAUUUCAACAGCUUGACCGCGGUGCUGUUCAAGUCCUUCAUCAACACGCUCACCUCACUCACCUGCAGCAUCGGGCGACUGGCAGCUCAGGAAGAGUCGCUACACAAAGACGACACGAUCUACAUGGAGUCGUACGAGAAGCUCCUGGAGUCGUGGAUGUGCCUUAUCCGUGAUACGAGCUCACUGCCCCCCGGCACACUGGUCAGCCCCGCCACGGAAAUCUUCAACUCCUACAUGCAGUGCCACCUGGCCGCUCCCGAGGGCAUCCGGAACACCGGUGGUGACAACUCAGAAGAGGACAUAGAUGAGACAGACGAAGACGACAGAUUCAAGUUCUCUGACCAGCUGUGCUGCAUCGGAUCUCUGGGGCGCAUCAUUCCGAAUCACUCGGUGCCUCUCUUGUCGAGGAUACUGGAGGAUCGGGUGUCUCAGUUCAGCGGCCACCUGCAGCGUCUGCAGCAACAGCGCGACAUGGUGAGCAGCCACGAGACAACCGUAGAUAUUAGUUGCCUUCAUGCCCUGCAUGAAGAUCUGCACUGGAUUGUCCUAGUCAUUGGCAAUUUCCUGGCGGACUCUGCUGAUGGAGAGACGCCCACCAUUCCUGCAUCAGUGAUGAAAUACUCCAUAGACCAGGCCAAGUCAGUGGACAUUAAUACCACGCUCAAGAUGAUGUCUUCACCCGGUCAAAAAUUGGAGCCAGCGGAGGAGUCAAGUGUUGAUGGAAUUAUGAGGCUAAUCACGGCUGUGUUCCGGCUGUGUGAGGUAGAGAACCGAGCCGUGGAGGCGAAGCUGUCUGAGUUCCUGAGUCCCCAGGUGGGCAGCACGGUCAUGUGGUUCCUGGAGAGAUGGUCGGACGCCUACCUCCUGCACGACGAGAUGGACUACACAGAGAUGAGUCUGGCUCUGGCGACGGCCUUUGGCGCGGACACUGAUGGGGUGCGGUGGACCAUGAACUUCGUCUUGCAGAAGAUCUUCACCACGCUGUCAGUGUGGGGCUCGGAGCCCGCCCUGGUCAGCGACACGCUCGAGCUGCUCAUCGACAUGGCAGAACAAAGUUCAAGGUCCGUGUACCUGAGUCAGUCCGAAGUGCUGUGGAGCCUGGCGCGUCUGGAGAUGAACCAGGAACCCCCGGUGGCCACCCUGUCCCCCGAGGCCCGCCGGCAGUUCAUGAAGGCCAUGGUGCUGGCAGGCUGUGGCAUCAAGGACUCCUCGCAGGAGGAGCAGUACUGGAAACUGUUAUUGCAGUCGAACCACGAGCGGUUCUUGCACCUGGUAGAGUCCCCGGACUUCAAGGCGGGCAAAGAAGGCUGCAGGCAACAGUUCCUCUACCUCCUCGAGUCACUCAUCGGCGUGGCCACCGCCACACAGAACUCCAUCACAAAGGAAAUGUUCCAGUUCAUGGGUCCCAUGUUGGCCCACGUCGUCACGGCCAUAGACAUCCACCAUAACUACGACGACAUCGUCACCACAAGUUUCGAGUUGUUUUCUGAAGUUGUUGCCAAAAUGCUCACAUUCCUUAACACUGCUGAUUCACAAACUUUGUACAAACUUUGCCUGUCCGCCAUUCAGAUGUUUGCUAAGCACAAUACAGGUCGUCAAUGCGUUAGUGCCGAAGACGAACAAGAAACCAAGUUCAAAGACAUAAUUCUCAUCAUGGAAAUGUUGGCCAAUCUCAUGACCAAGGACAUUCUGGACUUCAGUAAAGUGGAGGGACAGGUGAACGGCGACCACGCUGUGGACGGUGCCGAUGUGGUCAUCUACGGCCUGGAGCUCAUAGUUCCCCUCAUGAGUGCAGAAAUGCUCAAGUUCCCCGUGCUGUGCAGCAGCUACUUCCGUCUCAUCUCCUUCCUGGCCGACAUCCACUCGGACAAGUUCUGCCAGCUGCCCCAACAACUCUUCAACAGUAUCAUGGCUUCUAUAGAGCUCGGAUUCUCCUGCUGUGGGGUAGAUGUGUCAAGGAUGCUGUUCGAGUCCAUCCUGGUCACUGCCUCUCAUUCCUUUCAGAACAGCCAAACCACUCAGCAUUUGCAGCCCACGCUGGCCCACUUCCUCAAGCUGAUCUUUCGGAUGUUGCUCCUGGACAACUUUGACCUGAGCCUGCAGGAGAUUGGCAGCACCACCUUGUUCUGUUUGAUCUGUUGUAACCAGGAAUUGUACAAAAACUUAGUCAACGAACUGAUCCAGAUGCAGCCAGAAGAAUACCAGUCCCGCCUGCUUCAAGCUUUCAACGAACUCACUCCUCCGACAUUACCUCUCUCCAUCUCACGACAGAACAAAAUCACCUUCCGGUCCAGUUUUGACUCUUUCCUAGUCAACGUGAAAGGUUUCCUCUGCGUCAGGUAGCAUGCUCAUCUCUGGCCGGCUGGCGAUGCCCCCCCUCCCCCCCUCCACUCACCCCCUCAUGACUGCCCUGUCUUAUGCUGGUUGUGAAGGAAUACAGAACUUCCUUUUACUCUUACCCCGUUAUCGUAUACAUACUCAAAUGAUAAGUUUGGGAUCACACGCACUGGUCCAUGUACACAUUGCGCACGGUUUUCGUGGAUAGCUUGCUCACUUUGUUGCAAAAAAGGAAGGCAAACGUUGCCUGACAAGAUCGGCGGGCCACUUUUGGUGGCAAUGAAUGCCUGGGACCUUUCAAAGUUGUACACCCCCUAUGUCAGUAUAAUUUUUUUGGUAUUGCUUUAUUUAUUUUGUAGGCUGAAGUCCCGUUUUCUUUAUCCCAAUCGAGAAUUUUGGGAUCCCAUCUGCUUUUUAGUUAGUGUCUGUGGGGCAGUUUUUCUGUUCAAUGGACUCAAAGAAGACUAGAUCAGUAUUGGCAGUGAGAUUCUUAAUGAUGUGUCACAAUGCUAGAAAGGAGUAGUAUUUUUUUUUUGUUUCUUUGGCAGAGAGAGAGAGAGAGAGAUAGGGUGUCAGAAGAUGAAUAAUUCUGAACAGAUUUGGUAGCAUCACCAGUGUUGAUUGAACCUAUUUUUCUGUUUAUGUGAGAGAGAAGGAGAGAGAAAGGAGGAGUAAGGUUUUAAGUCAACAACCAGUAGAUGUAGUUGGUUUGUUGAAUUUUGACUCCCAUAGUCACUCUGAUGGUGUGAAUGUGUCUCAUAGUCACUCUGAUGGUGUGAAUGUGUCCCAUAGUCACUCUGAUGGUGUGAAUGUGUCCCAUAGUCACUCUGAUGGUGUGAAUGUGUCCCAUUGUCACUGUGAUGGUGUGAAUGUGUCUGGCAUGGGGAGAAGGAACAGCUUGCUGGACUGUGAUGGUCGAAGAUUGCACUGGAUGAAACACCAUGGGAUGAAACGUGUUUGUACAGCACAAGGGACAACUGGAUACUAUGCCGGAUGAAACAUGGAUAUUAUGCUGGACAGUGCUGGAUAAAACAUGAAAACUGUGUUGGGUAAAACAUGGAUAUUGUGUAGAAUAAUACAUGGAUGCUGUGCUGGAUGAAGAAUGGAUACUUAGCUGGAUAUGACUCAUGGAUACUGUUCUGGAUAAAUAGGUGCUCGUGAAGGACAGCCAGAUAUUGUGUUGAUUCCUCACUAGCGGAGCUGCCUCUGUGGUUGCAGUGAACAUAUUGUUAUUAGCUGCUACUGCAUUGGUGUUGACCAUGAUAUCAUGAGCUUUGCUGUGUGUGGCUUGAUAGUGUUGAUUUUUUGUGCAGGAGUCUGUGUGUGUGUGACUUGACAAUGUUGAUCAUUUGUGUGGGGAUGGAUCUGUGUGUGCGUGACAUAUUUUUCGAAACAUUUUGUUAUCUAGUCUUUCUUAACCAGGGUGUCUUUGAGGUUAGUUUUACAACCGGGGGAAGUGUUUACUUGUAGCUUGUGGUCUUAGAAUAGAAGAUAUCGAGGUUCUGUCAGCUCCUGAGAGAUAAAUUAAAAAAACAACCUGUUUAAGGUCUGUCUACCAUUGGCAACAUUUUUGUGAUAGCAGGGAAAGUUUAAAAAAAAAAUUAUUGCUUUCUUUCCUGGUGCAUUUUUCUAAUUCCAAGUCAGAUGGUUUUUAAAAAAUGCUUCAAAAGUCGUUGCACUGCAGUAGUGUGAUUGCUACAGAGUUUACAUUUGGUUACAAUUAUAUGAAGGAGAUGUUGAGGUUCUGUCAGUUCCUGGCAUAUUUGUCCUCUCUUGAGCAUGAAAACUGGGCACAUGGUCAUUUUGUGAAACCAGACUGAGAGUGAAUCACAGUUUCAAUGUGUCCUCUGUCGCAGUUUCAGCGCUUGAGUGAUUUGGCCUAAAUAAAGGUCCCGAGUCAGCAACAGAAUUUGUAAGGAUGGUUUUAUUACUCUUGAGAGCCAAGAGGAUGUUUGAGUAUGCAGGAAAAUUGCAGUGACUUAAUGUUUGGUAUGUAGUGGCUGUCUUAAAAAAAGAAAAUAUAUAUGGCUUCAAUCAAAGUGGUGAGGAAAUGUUGCUAGCGUCUCCUACCUUUAUUUCUUUGCUAUAUGGUUUGAGUUUCUUGGCAGUGUGCCGAGUUUUGAAAACAUUCCUGUCUUCUUUGUACAUAGCUUUCUGCAAUUGUGAAAAGAGAGAAAGGUUUGCAAAUUAUUCCUUCACUCUGUUUGAACCUAUGUGUUGCACGUAAAAGACAGAUCCUGGUGUUUUGUUGGGUUUUUUUGUUUAUUUUUAGCGUGUUUGUGAGUAGUGAAUUGUUUUCUGACUGUCAGUCUUAAGUGGAGUCUCAGUUUAUUAUUAUAUUUGAACGUAUUAUUUGUGUCACAACAUGAUGGAAUCAGGCGCUCGUCUAUUUUUGGGCAUAUAAUGGAUUCAUUUAUAUUAUAGUCUUAAAGUUUAUUAAUUUGUCUUUUUUUAAUGUAAAAAUACCUGUCUCAAUCUUGAGUAGAAGUUGAGAUUUUUACGAUUGAAGGAGGUGGGAUUGCUUGGUGUUGGAGGUAAUAUUAAGGAGAAAAUGGUUGUCUAAGUUUGGUGACUUUCAGAGCUUGAUAGCCCUUGGAAACUGCAAAUAUUUACUUUUUUUGUGCUUUUGAUCAACGUUUUUCCGUAAAAUCCACACAGACAUGUACUUUUAAAUGGACAUAAAAAAUUGUCUGUUUCUUAGAUUAUUAUUAUGAUGAGCAUCCCACCUCACCGCGAUGCCACACAAAUGGACAUGAAGACAAAUAAUUGCCCUGUUGGAUUGUUGUAAGUCUCACUCAAUACCGGUAGUCAGAUGUUAGUGACCCUGAAACAUAUCAGAUCUGGCCAGAGCAGGCCGUUAUUAUGGGAACUGCUGGUGUGUGAAUAGGAGACUACUAAAACAACACUGAUUAUUCCUGCGUGUUGCUUUGUACCCUCAGCCUUUCUUUAUGGGAAGACAUGCGGGUGUUAUGUUAGCUCAGUUAGUAUCAUGAUGGACAAGGAAGCAGAUGACCCUGGUUUGAAUCCUAGACUGGGUUUUUUAAAAACUCGGAUCAUUUUGUGGAGUUUUCAAGGUUCUCGACCCAUUUUGGCGGGGUCCUAUCGGAGAUAGAUAUUAAAUUCGGGGGUCCAGCCUCUUAAAUAAGCUAAUAGUGUUGACUGCGGUGCUAACCCCGUAUACUUACUUUUUUACUGGGAAAAUAUGUUCACUUGAAGUAUGUCUCAUUGAACAUAUUCCAGUUUUUCUCGUUUUCUCGGCUGAUGAGGUGUGAAAAAAAGCAACAACCAUACCCACGCUGCUCUCUUUUACUUUUGUUAUUGCCAUUUUCUGUUCUUAGACGGGCGAAAAGACUUGAUGAUGUUUGACUUGCAUGAUUUUGUUAGAUAUCCGACUACCCAGCUUUCUGUGACAGGUUUAGCUGGGCCGCUAUGUCUUCUAAAUAUGGAGCUAUUUCCAUUUCUUUGCCUCCAUUUUUCGUGGGCUGCAUUGUGAUACCCUGUACCUGUUUCUUCUUUCUUCUUUCUGGGAUUUUUCUAAUCUUCUUGUUUGACCUGCUUUGUGGAGCAUUCUGACUUGCUAGCUGCUGAUGGAAAUGGUUUUUUCUUUUGUUUUGUUUUUUAAAAGUUUUUUUAAUUAUUUUUUUUAGUCCCUUUUUGUGUAAAGCUGUAUACACGAAUAUAUGAAAAACUGUUUACGUCUUGAUAAGCAUUCAGUCACAGGUUAAUGGGAUAGACAGUUCACACAGAAUGAUAACCAUGCUAACUUUGCCCUCUCACACUUUUCAAAAUGUCUUUGGUGCUUGAUGAGAUUUUUUGCUUUUUUUUAUCAGUGUAUUUAAUUUGUAAAUAUCUCCCCCCCCCCCUCCAAAUCACUUUUGCUUCCACUAAAUUUCAAGACUUAAAUGGAUGAACACGGUAACAAUGAAUGUCACGUACAAUAUAUUGCUUUGUCACAUAAAUUGGUAUACUGAAAUGGUUGUUUUUGAUUUGAUAUGCAUACAGUAUUGCCUUGGGAUGAAGCAUGUAAUGGCUUCGGGUCUGAUCCUCAUUUUUUUCUUAAGUCCGCACUUUCAUUUUGUCAAAAAAUUCAACAUUUAGUAUUUUUUCUGUUUUCUGUGGUUGUUCAGAACUAUGCAUUAGUCUGCCUUUUACAGUUCCUUUUUGUGGGGCAGAGGAGUGUCUCUUUCACGUACCAAUUUGUAGAAAAGAAAAAAAAGUGCACCCUUGCAAAGUAAGUAGCUUGUCAAUUCUUCCCAAGUGUUUCUUUUCUUAAUUUAAUUCUUGUUUUGGAAUUUUAGUGAUUUUUCUUCCCUUACUGAAUGUUGGGAUAAGGUUUAUCUCAUGGAGAUUUGAAUUAUUUUUGGAAAGAAUUGCUUGGUGACAAGUUUGAUGGGGUGCUUCCUGACUGUCUCACAUUCACAUCAGUGGUCAUUUUUGGUUGUCUGUAUAGCUGUACUAGUUAGACACGUAGGGAUGUGUAUACAUGUGAACAUUGUGCACCCUUGCAAAGUAGGUAGGGUGGCUGGGUUGGGGUUGGGGGUAACAGAAUAUUUUGGUCUUAACCUUUUGUCUUUUUUAAAUGAUAUAUUUUCUAACCUGCUGACUCCUUUGAGUUUCCUCAACUGAGACCUUGCAUAUCUUUAAUCUUCAAUACUCUCAGUUCAAAUUCAAUGCUCUAGAGUUUGAAUGUCAUACUGAUCUCACUUCACAAGUUUUUGUUUAUCAUAGUAUAAAGACACUCUACUGUGACUGCGUUGCACCUUGCAGUUUUAGUAACGAAUAGCAACGGCAGAUUCGCCCGUUACAGGUGUUCAUUUUUUAAAUUGUAAUUUAUGUCCACGCUAUCCAGAUGAUAAUUUCAGAGAUUUGUUUGUUUUCCGUGGAUGGGAUUUGUUUUCUUUGGAUAACACAACAAAGCACACCAGUCUUUCCUGCCCGUUACACUUUAUGUUGCACUGUGCCCAGAAACACGGAGGAAGCGGAUUUGGGUUUUGUCUUUCUUCUUCUGAUUGAGAUUGAUGCGUACACGUGUCGGGAUCUGAUUUGACGUAAUUCCUUAAUCAGAUUGAUUGGCCAUUGUUUUUUUACAGCUUGCUCACAAUUCAACACUCACUGCCACUGUUCUUCAGACUUGCAAAAAUAGAAUUCAGUCACUUGUGUUUGCCUUUUGAAAAAUUAA